AUGGACAAAAGCAAACAAUUGUCUUCGGCUAUAACCGUAUCAUCCUCCCGCGUUUCUUUAUCCGGAGGCUCAAAUGCAACAAGGAGUGUUUAUACUCAAAGAGCCACUCAACAGACAUCCAAUAGACUUACAACCGGUGGAGUAUCAGCACGACCCAAAACAGCGAUGACAGCUGUUACAAGAAGACAAGUUCCAAAAUGUAUUAUGUCUGUUACUGAAGGUAGAGGUGUGGCUAUUGAAGUAGGUAUUUGCAUAUUUGACGUCAACAGCUGCGAAUGUACUUUAUCACAGUUUGCUGAUUCAACAACAUUUGCAAGAACUAUACAAAAGAUUAAUCUAAAUGAUCCACAAAAGAUACUUGUAAGCUCUUUUGGCAAUAAACGCUCUGAGGAAAUAAAGAAGAGCAGCAAGCUAUGCCAACUGAUAGAACAGCAAUUCCCGCAUGCUUCUUUUAUUUUCUUACCCAGGAAGCACUUUAAUGAUGAGAUGGGUAUUGGCUAUAUAAAACACUAUGGGCUACAAGAGGACAUUCCAGGAUUGCUUGUUGGUGUAUCUCCAAAAUAUUACUGUUUGGCAGCUACUUCUGGUACAUUUUACUAUUUGUUACAAAAUGAAGGCCUUGCUUUUGCUGAGAAUACCAUCAAAUUCUCUUAUCAAGGUGCUGAAGGAACAUUGAUGAUCGAUACAAUUACUUCAAGAAACCUUGAACUGGUUACAAAUAUCAUAAAUAUCCACAAAGAAAAUACUCUGCUUGGUAUCCUUGAUAAAACAAUCACUCCUAUGGGAAAGCGUCUUCUCCGAAUGAAUAUAUUACAGCCCCCUUGUUGUUUGGAGGUUAUUACGGAUCGAUUAGAUGCCAUACAGGAAUUAUCAGCAAGUGAAGAGUGUUUAUUUAACAUUCAGUCUUCUUUGAGGCCCUUGAGUGACCUGGAUUAUAUAAUAUCAUUCAUUGUCAAAUUACCCAACGCCAAUCAUAAAACAGUUGGUCGACAAAUGUUGGCUGUCCAUCAUUCUGAAUCAAAAAUCAAUCAAGUGAUUUGUCUGAAGCAAUCAAUCAAGUCUAUACAGAAUAUUGCUUUUCAGCUGCCAUGUCAUUCUAACCCUGUUGAGAGCUGUAUCUUGUCAAAAGCAAUAUAUAAGAUUUUAUCUGAGCCUAUUUUCGCUGAGCUCGAGGAGAUAAUUAAUAGUGUUAUCAAUGAAGACGUUGGAAUAGAAAAAACGGGGCUUGGGCUAAGAAAUCAAAAAUGCUAUGCCGCUGGAGUUAAUGUAGCCAGACAAGCCUAUAAAGAAGCAAUCGAAGACACAUAUGAGCUUGUAUCUGAAUACUCGGAAACAACUGGACUGAAAAUGAAGCUUCAGUUCAGUUCCUCAAGCGGGUUCUUUAUUCAAAUGCCAACGAGUGAACUUUCUGAUGGAAAUACGCUGCCUGAUAAAUUUAUUAAUGUUGUCACCAAAAGAAAAAUGCUUCAUUUUACGACAUUGGAAAUACUUCAAGCAAAUAGUAGAAUAAAUGAAUCCCUUAUGGAAGUGUACCUGAUGUCUGAUAAAGUUGUAUCUAAUUUGUUGCAAGUAUUCAGAGAUAAUAUCAACAUACUGUAUAAAGCAUCAGAAGCUAUUGCUCUCUUGGACAUGCUUGCCUCAUUGGCUUCAUGCAAGCUUUCAUAUGGCUACGUUCGUCCAACGUUUUCUGGUGUCUUGGCUAUAAAGUCGGGUCGACAUCCUGUUCUUGAUCAUAUUUUAACAUUUCCACUAGUACCAAACGAUACCUUUGCUUCAUUAUCAAGCAGCUUCCAAUUUAUUACAGGACCCAACAUGAGCGGUAAAUCAACCUAUUUACGACAAGUGGCUUUACUCAACGUGAUGGCUCAUAUUGGCUCAUUUGUUCCUGCAGAAUAUGCAUCUUUUAGAUUAUGUGAUCAGCUAUUGUCGAGAUUAGCAAAUGACAAUAUCCUUUCGGAUACCAACACAUCUUCUUUUAUGACAGAAAUGAAGGAAACGGCCUAUUUGCUACAACAUGUGACAAACUCAAGUGUUGUGAUCAUCGAUGAACUUUGUCGCAGCACUUCUCCCAAUAAUGCUGUUGGGAUCGCAGCGGCUGUGUGUGAAGAACUUGCCAGGACAAAGGCGUUUUGCUUUUUUGCAACUCAUCUUCAUGAGCUGACACGAACGUUGGUUAUAUAUCCCAAUGUAGUCAACUUGCGGUUUAAAGUAGAUGUUAGGAUGGAUGAUCGAGAUUGUAUAGUUGAUUAUCAGUAUAAAAUAGAGGAUGGACAUUUGUCGACUGAACAAAAUUAUGGUCUUCAAACGGCUCAAUUGCUUGGUUUUCCUAAAAAUCUCUUAUUAGCUGCGUAUCAAAUAGUCAAAGAGUUGAAAAAGAAUAAGCAGACUGCUUAUACUAACGAAAGGGCAAAGGAAAUCAGUAAAGAACGAAAAUUGUUAUGGUUUGCAGACAAGAUGCUUCAAUUAGACCAGGCAGACUUGAACGAUGAGCAAUUACUUGAACAACUCACACAGUUACAAGAUGAUAUGGUGAAAGGAUUUCCAUAG
Molecule: messenger RNA, 2547 nt
Organism: Rhizopus microsporus ATCC 52813
Lineage: Eukaryota; Fungi; Mucoromycota; Mucoromycetes; Mucorales; Rhizopodaceae
Exons: 20
Coding region: 1-2547 (848 amino acids)
Biological process (GO): reciprocal meiotic recombination; mismatch repair
Cellular component (GO): nucleus
Molecular function (GO): ATP-dependent DNA damage sensor activity; mismatched DNA binding; ATP binding
Source: RefSeq, a predicted model, not a curated record